GGCGCCCGAUCCAAAAAAACUUGUUUUCACUUGUUGCUGUGGUGAUGUCUUGAUCUGUGAUCAAAAAAUUUAAUAUCCAUUUCUUGCUGCGCAAAACUCGGUUUUAAUACUGUUUGUGAAAGUCAAAUUGGUGAAAAGUGUGGAGAAAAUUUGUCCGAAAUGGGAGGAAAACGAAAGUCGGCCAUCAAGACGCGUACUUCACGGCGGCAGCUACGCUCUGCCAAACCGCAUCUGCCUUCGCCUCCGCCACCGUCCGAAUCGUCCACUUCGGCCGAUGAGAAUCAUGGUCGGGGCGUAACGCCUACCCCUUCUCCGGACAGUGUCGGCACUUUCGGAAGGCGACGCCGCCGACUUCGAAAGCGAGCGCAAGUCAUGGAGAGCAGUAGUGUUGACACCGAAGAGGAUGAGGAGGAGACGGAGAAGUCGAAGCAAAAGGCUGAAGAGCUUUCAGAAUCAACGGCAGAUGAUGAUGAUCCGGUUGCGCGAGUGGAGGAGCUGAAUCGGCUGGCACUGUUUAUCAGGGAAGUACGGAAGAUGGGAAAAGAAGUUGACGCGGCGUGCGAUGAGCUGGAAGAUGCAUUGAAUGACGAGGCGGAAGCGGAGAUUGGAAGGCUGAAAACCAAAUUGAUUGGUUUGACCGAAAAGUUCUACCAGAAAAUAAUGCGAAUUUCUAAGAGUGCUGAAACAACGUCCAAAAAGGCGCAGAAGAUCCAGCCAGGUCGCGUACAGAAAGACAACAUCGAUGAUGUUUCGGUAAGUCCGAAAACGUCCAAGUCUCGCUCAAAUAGCGUGGAUUACACCGAUUAUACGCCACCCCAAGAGCCAGAAAAGUGUGAAGAAUCUGAAACAGUAAGAGCUGAUGACUCGACUGCAAAGGACAGUGGCAAUCCGUCUUCGGACCAUGAAGAAUCGGCAACUACGACAAAAGGAUCGGCAGAAGAAAUUCCAACAUAUGUUGCAUUGGAAUGCCACUCGCCAACGCCUGUGUACUUUGAUGAUUGUGAACCGGAACCGAUUCGGGAUGUCCCGAAUGAUGAAACCAGAGAAACCGUACCGGAUAUGGACACGGAUUCUGCAAUCGCACCCGUUCCGGACGACGAUACGGAGAACUUUUACAACCCAAAUCUGUUCAAAGAGGAGGCAAAUGAGGUGGAACUGGACAAAGUUCAGGACGAACCGGCACAGAGCAAUGCCGAAACUUAUUCGAAACCGGACAAUGUUGAAGAUGACAGAACGUCUGACAUAGAAGGAGAAUCUGUGGUAAACGAUUCCAUCUUUGGUUUCCACAAUUAUGCCACUCCGCAGCGACGGAACCCGGAGCGUCCCCCGCCUGUGGCAGACACGGUUAAACUGGCAAUAAAGAAGGAAAGCUUCGAACAGCGGAAGCAGCAAGCAGCGAUGAGUACACCGUGUGGAACUCGCGGCAUUGGGCAACGGAAACUGGUGAUAGUUGGCGCAAAGCCAAAUUUCACGAUCACUGCUGUGCCGUGUGAGCCGCCUAGUGCAGUGCGCUCUCCUCUGCCCGAAAACCCAGUUCCGGUCAAACCAGAUCCCGAUACAAAACCCCUCUAUCAGCCGGAACCCAGUACGUCGAAGGACUUAGAUGUAAAACUGAUCGAAAAACCCAACAAAUCGGAUAAGGAUGAGUUCGUUACCAACGCCGAUCCCAAUCCCAACAGGAAGCCUACAAACGAUGAAAUUCGUUACAUCGUUCCGCAUCUGCCUAAAUUCAGUGUCUCGCAAGUGCCGCAAGGCGAAAACUACGAACUAACGCUGAUGAAACAGGAGAUCGAGCAGCGUCUUCGGGUAAACGAUUUGUCCUGGGUAACUCAGCGGGCCAUUCGGGACGAGACCGCUCGUAUCAAGAAAGUCAACCGAAAUAACGAGCGGCUGACUCGGGAAUUGGAGCGUUUUGGAGGUACCGUAUCGGCUAACCAGCUGAUCCUCGACUACGAUUCGGACAAGAAGACGUUUAUUCGGGUUCAUCCGGAGUUGGUGGCAAAAAUGAAACCACAUCAAAAGGAAGGAAUCAAGUUCAUGUACGACUGUUGCUACGGGGGCAGCUCCAAAGAUCGGAAUGCACCGGGAUCAGGGUGCAUCUUGGCCCAUUGCAUGGGUCUCGGUAAAACGAUGCAAGUUAUUGCGCUGAUGAACACGGUAAUCUGCUAUCCACAACUAAGCACAAAGCGAAUCAUUGUGGUUUGUCCGAAAUCCACCGUCAUGAACUGGGCACAGGAGAUUCGUUACUGGUUGGGGGACAUUCCCAGCGGAGCGACCGUACAGGUGUUCCACUUGCCAGAAAGCUCCAACAUCUAUAAGAAGAUGGAGGUCCUACGAGGAUUCCAUAACGUAACUAGCAAGAAUGCUCACUGCUUACUGAUUGGUUACGAAGCAUUCCGUUCGCUGGUGUUCUACGAUGCUCGAAAUAAAAACGGAGAACAGCAUUCCGAUCGGAUUCGCACCGAAGUACGCCGAAUUUUAAUCAACCCAGGCGCCGAUCUAAUUGUGUUGGACGAAGGGCACAUAAUCAAAAAUCGAAAGUCCCAAACUAACCUGUCCGUGUCGGAGGUAGCCACCAAGCGACGUAUAAUUUUGACCGGCACUCCAAUCCAGAACAAUCUGAACGAGUAUUUCUGCAUGGUAAGCUUCGUCAAGCCGGCGUACCUGGGCGACGAGCGGGAAUUCAACGAACAGUACGCACGACCCAUCAGAGACGGCCAGCAUAAGGAUUCCAGUCCUGGCGACAUUCGUUACAUGAAGACAAAGUCGUUCAUCUUGCACAAACACCUGGAAAGCUUCGUGCAGCGUAAGGAGUUCUCCGUGCUUCAAGGUUUUCUACCGGAAAAGUACGAAUACGUAUUGUACGUUCCGUUAACUCCGGUACAGGAAGAUCUGUACGAACAGUACCUGCAGAGAAAUCCUUUCCGCAAGGAUGUUGGCGGCCGAAACUUGCUGGAAGAUUACACGUUCAUGCGUAAAAUCUGGACCCAUCCCAUCGUGCUGGAAAAGGCCUGGGAAACGGCAAUGAAGAAAAAGUACGGCAUCAAAGAAAAGCGUAAAGCGGCUCGUCGUGUCCGUGGAUUCGACAGUAGCUCCGAAGACGACGACGACAACGAUGCCGACAAUGCACGAUCCAUCACAAACAUCUGGUGGAAGCAGAUCAUCAGUAAGGACGACCUGGAGUCGCUUUACCCCAGCAACAAAAUGAUUCUGCUUUUUGAAAUCCUUCGCAUGUGCCAGGAAAAGGGUGAAAAGUGUUUGAUCUUUUCCGGCUUUGUAAUGGUGCUGAACAUGGUGGAGUACUUUAUGAAGAUGAUCGACGAACAGAGCAAGAAUCCCAAGGCGCACCUCCAUGGAUUGUCCCGUUUCCGGGGACCGUGGCGUCCGGGGAUGGACUAUUACCGCCUCGAUGGUGGUACGUCAAAAUCCAUCCGCCACGAAAUGAUCAACAAGUUUAACGAUCCGAAAAAUCGGGUCACUCGGGUGUUUCUCAUCUCCACCAAGGCGGGCGGCCAAGGCAUUAAUCUGGUUGGAGCCAAUCGAGUGGUAAUCUUGGACACAUCCUGGAAUCCGGCUGUAGAUCAGCAGGGUAUUUUCCGCAUAUAUCGCUUGGGGCAGCAAAAGCCCUGCUACAUCUACCGUUUGUUGGCAAUUCACACAAUGGAGGAGAAAGUGUAUUCUCGCGCGGUCACUAAACAGGCCAUGAGUCAUCGGGUGGCGGAUAAGAAACAGGUUGACCGGAACUACAAUAUGGCCGAACUGGAAGAGCUGUACCACUUUGAAAGGGUCAACAUGAGCGCCCGUUCGAAUCCUCCGCCGGCGGUGGAUGACCUAUUGUCCACGCUGCUGCUCAAAUUUCCCAAGCUCAUUUUCCGAUACCACACGCACGAGACCAUGCUGGACAACAAAAAUGAGGAAGAUUUAACUGAGUUUGAAAAGAAACUAGCAUGGAGAGAAUUCAAGAAGAAAGGAUUGAUGAUGAGCCUGGAACUUGGUAUGGGUGCAGAUGGAGCUGGUGAGCUUGAUAAAGCUGAUUCACAAAUGUCCGAGUUGGGCGUAGACCCGGAGCUGCGAGACAUGUUUGAAAAAUCUUGCACCCCCAAGACUGAGCCAAUCAAUUUGGAACCAGAGGACAACACUCCGUUGAUCAUACCGGUUCGGAAAUCAUUUGGCAAACGGUUCGACGAAAAGCUCAUGGACGUGGACCCGGAUCCGGUAGAGGAAGAUUCUGCCAUCUUCGGCGAGGAUCCGUACAAUGAGAUCAGUUUGGGACGCAGUAUCAUCGAGGAGCAACGUCAGAAACUGGGCAUCAAAAUGGAGCCGGGAAUUUCAACCCCUUCACAGGUGAACGUAUCUAAAGCUGAAGUUGAUUUGUUGCGUACCCUCGAAGAAGACAAAGAGCACCGCCCUCUUCCUGUGCAGAUCAAACAGGAACCCCAGGAACUUGUAACGCAAGAUAUAGUCCGAGAAGCACCCGUUGUAGAGUCCGUUGAUCUCUUGGAUCUUUCAUAUGAGAGUGGCCAAUCGACACUGAAUGAUCAAUCGGAGUCAUCAACAGCGCCGACAGUGUCAGCCGUCAAGGAGCAGCUGUCGGUCGAUAGCUCUUCUCCGUCGAUUAUCAUCGGCCCCGACACGUUGUCCUCGAUGAUCGAAUACGACCCCCUGACCAGCAGUCAGGAUCACAUCGUAACCGAAGCUUGCGCAAACUCCUGUCGCGAAAGCAUGGAAGCGACUGACAACAGCACAGCGGAAACAUCUACCUAUGAAAAAUUCGAAGCCCGUCUAAAAUCAAAUCCCAAAGUCACCACAAGUACUGCCGCACCACCUCCGUCCGUGGUGUUGGUAGCGACGGCUACGGGCCAUUUUCAAGUCGAGGUCCAAAUGCACGGCGCAGACUCCAGGGCUUCCAUUUCGGUGGAACCAUUGUUGACGCGGAGCAUGAAGCGGAAGAUGAUGGCUGCAGGCAGCCCGGCGGCCUCAAAUCCCAAGAAAGCGAAGAUAUACAGCACACGUGACGCAACGGUUCAGUUAUCCAGCGCUCAAACAAACAAUCAUCAAAAAUCCAAUCAAUGUCGUGCCCUCGUUCCGUAUGUUAAUCAUUCCGGAACCCGUGUAACUCUCAAUGUUCAUUUGCGUGAAUACCUCGAUCAAAACAAUCAAAUAAUAAUUCCAAACAACUGUUGUCGCGCCCUGGCACCCUACGUGAAGCGGGUAUCUUUGCUAGACGACAUUUUGCGCAGCUAUGGGCGUUUCUCUCAACUUUCCGGCUCCUAUCCACUUCCGCUCGUUCAAGUGGAUAGUGAUGCUAAAGACAUGGAGCGAAGCACGAUUCCAGCUGUACGUCAAACGACUACCCUCUCGUGGAAUGGCGAGGAAGUAAACUUCGCGGAUUUGGAAACCUGGUACGACGAAUCCAGCGGACAGUACUACACAGCAGAAACGGAAUUCUACAGUGUUCAUGACGAGAGCGACCCACUAACUCUCACCCAAUGUACUCUUCCUGAAUCGCAGCAAGCGUACACGCAGCAAGCAAUCGAAGUAGGCAACGAACAAGAAUUGAUUAAUCAUUUGGAAGAACUACGCGCCGCUUUGUCAGAUGAAGUUCAAGAAAACGAAGCAGGCCCAGCUAAUUGCUCAGCAGUCGUUCCGUACUGUCCUCCAGUUUCGAUUUGGGAUGAACAAAAAUAUGAUCGUUUGAAAGCUGAAGCGCCUCAGAUGGUACUCUAUCGUCCUGUUCGGUCAUUCUGGGAUCAGAAAAAUUACAGCAUGCGAAUGGUUCAAGUGGAACGUAGGCGCCAAAUUAUUCGCAAUCAGCACAAUAAGUGCUAUCGAUUUAUUCCGUACAACAAAGACGAUAGAAAAUGGGCCAAAGAAAUUCCAUCCACCUACGUUGAGAAUGCGGACAUCUGCGCUGACGCGCUUCUUCCACUGCCGGUAUUGCCAACGAACGCGCCCAAGGAGUGUUCAUCAAUAAUGCAUCGUACAAAGCCUGCUGCAGUCGUCAGCAUGGCGCUACUACCCUACACCGGAAAUUGCAUUCUAAAUGCAAUCCAAGGACGCGUACUUCGACCGGAACCAAACUCCGUUGUGUUGAGUUCCGAAUUGACGGAAUAUUUGUCGUUCUGUCGAAAUGUUACCUGCCAAUCGUCGUCACAAGGUAUCCCGAGUCCCAAGGCAAAUCGCGGCGUGAAGCGUAAACGGGAGAACUUGUCUCGAACGUUGGAAACACCGAAAAAAUCAAAGAACUCGAAAUCGGAGUUCAUCUUGCCAGCCGUGUUGGGAGACAGAAAUCGUUAGAAGUAUGUUUGAACAUAAUUUAAUGAAACUCCUCAUGCUAACUUUUUAAUUUUCGUUUUUCGGUAGGUAUCACUAGGAAUAAGAGUACUUCACCACAACUGUAAGUAUAAUUGAUUACUAUAUCAAUUUAAAUGCGACAAUUUUGCUUUCGUCUAGGUACUAAUUUACAAAUGAGUUACUUUACAAGUUUAACUAUCCAUCUGUUUGUGUGAUUUUUUUUUGUUUUGUUCUAGGGAUUCGUUUGACAGAGUCGCCAACUAGUACUGGUCGUUGGUUUGUUUUUCUUUCAUUUAAUUAUUAAGACUUUAGAUUCACAGUGCACUGUGCAUUGAGUUCAAUUCCUUUAUUGCAUCUACUUAUUUGCGGGAGAUUCGAUUAUCUCGUCUACGCACAACACAAUUAACAAGCACUUUUCUUGUUUGUAUUUUUUUAACAUGUUGACAUUACAAUAAAUAAAACU
Messenger RNA from Aedes albopictus (Asian tiger mosquito), 6757 nucleotides. Its product is annotated as transcriptional regulator ATRX. The transcript is spliced from 10 exons. Lineage: Eukaryota; Metazoa; Arthropoda; Insecta; Diptera; Culicidae. Gene Ontology annotation, cellular component: nucleus. Gene Ontology annotation, molecular function: ATP binding; ATP hydrolysis activity; ATP-dependent chromatin remodeler activity. The record is from RefSeq and is a predicted model, not a curated record. Bases 160 to 6297 code for a protein of 2045 amino acids.